Messenger RNA from Cynara cardunculus var. scolymus (artichoke), 873 nucleotides. RefSeq lists its product as uncharacterized. The record is from RefSeq and is a predicted model, not a curated record. The transcript has 5 exons. NCBI's taxonomy places the organism in Eukaryota, Viridiplantae, Streptophyta, Magnoliopsida, Asterales, Asteraceae. Gene Ontology annotation, molecular function: protein binding. The coding region runs from base 43 to 801 and encodes 252 amino acids.
GCGGUUUCAGUUGGUUAUUUUUAUACGAAGCGGGAAGGAAAUAUGAAUGGUGGUGUGUGCGUUAUCCGAAUUCUCAAUCCCCACCCAUUACCACCAUCUGCCGCCACCACUUCAACGCUAAACCACCGAAUCAAACCCAUCUACGCCAACGCUGCAGAGACUAAUGAGAUUAGGGUUUGCACUAACAGAACAUGCCGGCGACAAGGCUCAAUGGAGUCCCUUCAAGUCCUCUCAGGCAUCGCUCCACCCAAUAUCACCGUCAAUUCCUGCGGUUGUUUAGGUCGAUGCGGGGCCGGACCUAACCUCGUUAUCCUCCCUUCCGCGACCUUUGUGAGUCACUGCGCCACUGCUGCUCGUGCUGCUGAGAUCAUGGCAAUCGUAACUGGUUUUGAUUUGGGGAGCUGGAACAAGAGCCUAGAGGCACUUUCCAUCAGGAAAAAAGCUGAGGUUCAUAUGGAGAAGGGUGAUUUCGCCACGGCUGAGAUUCUGUUAUCGCAGGCCUUAGAUCUUAAUCCAGUUGGUGGAAUUCAUCACAUAUAUAGACACAGGUCUGUUGCACGGUUGGCAAUGAACAAUACGAUUGCUGCUCUUGGGGAUGCCAUAGAAGCUUCUACUCUUGCUCCCAAGAAUCCCCAGGCUUACAUAUGUAAGGGUGAUGCUUUAAUGGCUAUGGAAGAAUUCGAGGUAGCCGGGGAUUCUUACUCAAUGGCUUUAGAGUUGGAUCCUUCUAUCCGUCGGUCUAAAUCAUUCAAGGCUCGAAUUGCAAAGCUUGAGGAGAAACUAUUGAUUCUUGAUUUAUGAUGAGUUUUGUUGUUGUUAGGAGCUACGAAUCAAGAAAAAUGGAAUCAAGAAACUUGAAUAAAAUUAAGUCCC